Daktulosphaira vitifoliae (grape phylloxera) is the source of this 1296-nucleotide messenger RNA. It is a transcript of the gene TfIIB, whose product is annotated as transcription initiation factor IIB. The record is from RefSeq and is a predicted model, not a curated record. The transcript is spliced from 2 exons. Gene Ontology annotation, molecular function: RNA polymerase II general transcription initiation factor activity; TBP-class protein binding. Bases 128 to 1063 code for a protein of 311 amino acids. Lineage: Eukaryota; Metazoa; Arthropoda; Insecta; Hemiptera; Phylloxeridae. Gene Ontology annotation, biological process: transcription initiation at RNA polymerase II promoter; transcription preinitiation complex assembly. Gene Ontology annotation, cellular component: nucleus; transcription preinitiation complex.
UUUACCUAAGUUAUCACAACGACACGAUUAUACAUUAUCGUUCUAAAGCUUAUCAAGACUUACAAUAUUAAAUAAACUGUCUAGUGUAUAGACAUAAUUUUUAACAUAGUAAACACUUACGGAAAUUAUGUCUAAAAAUUUAGUACAAUGCCAACAACAUCCAGAUGCACCAUUGAUUGAAGACUAUAGAGCAGGUGAUCAAAUCUGUUCUGAAUGUGGACUUGUAGUAGGAGAUCGUGUAAUAGAUGUUGGUUCAGAGUGGCGUACAUUCAGCAAUGAUAAAAACAGUAAUGGUGCAGAUCCCUCCCGUGUUGGUGCUGCAGAGAAUCCAUUACUUAAUGGAUCAGACUUAUCAACAUUGGUUGGGCCUUCAAGAGGAGAUGCUUCAUUUGAUGAAUUUGGAGGAAUGAAAUAUAAAAAUAAAGGAAUGGUGUGCUCUACAAAUCGUUCUUUAUUAAAUGCUUACAGAGAAAUUGGUUUGAUGGCUGAUCGUAUUAAUUUACCACGUAAUAUUGUAGACAGAGCAAAUGUACUUUUUAAACAAGUACAUGAUGGAAAAAAUUUAAAAGGCCGAUCCAAUGAUGCUAUAGCAUCUGCAAGUUUAUAUAUUGCAUGUAGACAAGAAGGAGUACCACGUACAUUUAAAGAAAUUUGUGCAGUUAGUAAGGUUAGCAAAAAAGAAAUUGGACGUGUAUUUAAAUUAAUUUUGAAAGCAUUAGAAACAAGUGUUGAUUUAAUUACAACAGGUGAUUUCAUGUCUAGAUUUUGCUGUAAUUUAGGUCUACCCAAUAUGGUUCAAAGGGCUGCUACACAUAUUGCUAAAAAAGCAGUUGAGUAUGAUAUUGUUCCUGGUCGAUCACCUAUAUCAGUUGCUGCAGCUGCUAUUUUCAUUGCAUCUCAAGCAUCAGAUGAAAAACGUACUCAAAAAGAAAUUGGUGAUAUUGCCGGCGUUGCCGAAGUGACUAUUAAACAAUCAUAUAAGUUGAUUUUAGCAAAUGCAUCCCUGUUAUUUCCUGAAGACUUCAAGUUUGUAACACCAAUAGCAGAUCUCCCUCAAUCCUAAGUAUUUGUAUAUUUUUUGUUUUAUUAUUUACAGCCAAACAUUCAUUUAUUACCAUCCAAAUUGAAGAUGAAUUUUUUUGUCUUUUUUAGUUUAUUUAUUGCAAUUAAAAAUUAACUUAAUUUUUACUUAUGAUAUUAGUUUAAGUAUUUUUAUUGUAAUAAAUAAGUUUGAAGACAUUUAUUUUUAUAAAUCCUAUGUACAAUUUAGUAAAAAUAAACAAUUAUUAUAAUAUA